CUACACUAACACUGUUCCUUGUAAUACAAGAGAGAGAAAUGAGACGAGAGAGAUUACAUAGCUUUUCGAAACCAUUGAAGAAUGAAAGUUCGAUCCGUUGGGAAAAUUCUGUCCUCACAGCUGUGUGCUUCUGAUUCAUUCUGAAACUGUGCAAGUGCUUUCAAUAUUCAAAGACAUGGAGAAAUCAACAAUGUCAGUUAUACUGUUUGUGUUGCAUCUUCUUGUCCUUCAUCUACAGUAUUCAGAGGUUCGCUCGCUUUCCAAUACUUCUGCUCACGAUUUUAGCUACUUAAAGUUUGUGUACAACGCCACUGAUCCAAGCUUGGAAGGAUCAUAUGACUACAUUGUAGUCGGUGGAGGAACAUCAGGUUGUCCAUUGGCAGCAACUUUAUCAGAAAAAUACAAGGUGCUCCUUUUAGAAAGGGGCAGUCUUCCUACAGCAUAUCCGAACGUCUCGACCUCAUCUGGGUUUGUAUCUAAUCUCCAGCAAGAAGAUGAUGGCAAGACGCCAGUCGAAAGGUUUGUGUCCGAAGAUGGCAUUGAUAAUGUGCGAGGCAGGGUCCUCGGUGGCACGACCACAAUCAGUGCUGGCGUCUACGCAAGAGCUAACAUUUCAUUCUAUAGUCAAUCAGGAGUUGAUUGGGACAUGGAUUUGGUUAAUAAGACAUAUGAGUGGGUUGAAGACACCAUUGUGUUCAAGCCAGAUGAUCAAUCUUGGCAAUCUGUUAUAGGAAAGGGAUUCUUGGAGGCUGGUAUUCUUCCAGACAAUGGAUUUAGUUUGGAUCAUGAAGCAGGAACUAGACUUACCGGCUCAACUUUUGACAAUAAUGGAACGAGACAUGCAGCUGAUGAACUGCUUAAUAAAGGAGACCCUAAUAACUUGCUAGUUGCAGUUCAGGCCUCAGUAGAGAAGAUCCUCUUCUCUUCCAAUACAUCAAAAUUGUCAGCUAUUGGAGUCAUAUAUACGGAUUCUGAUGGAAACUCUCAUAAGGCAUUUGUACGCAGUAACGGAGAAGUUAUUGUUAGUGCAGGGACAAUCGGAACUCCUCAGCUUCUACUACUUAGUGGCGUUGGACCAGAGUCUUACCUAUCUUCUCUCAACAUCACAGUUGUUCAGCCGAAUCCUUACGUUGGGCAGUUUGUGUAUGACAAUCCUCGUAAUUUCAUUAACAUUUUGCCCCCAAAACCAAUUGAAGCCUCUGUUGUAACUGUUUUAGGCAUUAGAAGUGAUUAUUAUCAAGUUUCUCUGUCAAGCUUGCCAUUUUCUACUACACCCUUUAGUCUUUUUCCUACAUCUUACCCCCUCCCAAAUUCCACUUUCGCUCAUAUUGUUAGCCAAGUUCCAGGACCUUUGUCUUAUGGUUCUCUCACCCUAAAUUCAUCAUCUGAUGUGAGAAUUGCUCCAAAUAUUAAAUUCAAUUACUUUUCAAAUUCCACGGACCUUGCUAAUUGCGUUAGGGGCAUGAAGAAGCUUGGUGACUUAUUAAGGACAAAGACAUUAGAACCAUAUAAAGCUAGAGAUGUGCCGGGAAUUGAAGGUUUCAAUUAUUUGGGAGUACCUCUACCAGAAAACCAAACAGAUGAUGCAUCCUUCGAAACAUUUUGUCGAGAUAAUGCAGCCUCAUACUGGCAUUACCACGGUGGAAGCCUUGUCACGAAGGUGCUUGAUGGUAGUUUCCGUGUUAUGGGGAUCAAAGGAUUACGCGUUGCUGAUGCCUCCACAUUCCCUUACGAACCAAACAGCCAUCCUCUGGGCUUCUAUCUGAUGUUAGGCAGAUAACACUCUAGCGGAUACAAGCUCCAUGGAGUCCACUCCGACAGGUUCUUUAAGGGUUGUGGAUGAUUCAUACGAGGAGGAAAAAUAAAUAAAUAAAUUAUUGGAUGAAAGUUGAGUCCUUCCCUCGUGAACUUCAGUCAUGGCUACAAGUUGUUCCUUCCUGCUCAAACACUUCAUGAGUAAAUCAUCAGAACCUCCCCUCCGUUGCUUGCUUUGGCCCUUUAAUACAUAUACAUAUAUUAAUAUAUUAAGUAUAAUACUAUAUGUAAGCCAUUUAAAUGGCCUCUUCCUUGGUUUUGGUGGAUUGAGUCUUGGUAGAUAUCUCCUUGGCAGACCUCCCCUCGGUAAACCUCACCUCAGCAGACCUUGCCUCGACGGAUCUCUCUAGAGGAUUUGGAGAUUCCUCCUUGGCAUAUCUCGCCUAAUUAGACUCUUGUAUAUGCAAAAAGAUAAUGUGAAGACUGGGACAGAGUCAUCUUAUGGA
Molecule: messenger RNA, 2261 nt
Organism: Prunus avium (sweet cherry)
Lineage: Eukaryota; Viridiplantae; Streptophyta; Magnoliopsida; Rosales; Rosaceae
Product: (R)-mandelonitrile lyase 1
Molecular function (GO): flavin adenine dinucleotide binding; oxidoreductase activity, acting on CH-OH group of donors
Source: RefSeq, a predicted model, not a curated record